UAAUCAUUCAGGCAUUCAAGUGUCUUGACAAGAAGUGCUGUUGUAUUCACAUCCUGAAGAACAAAAGAGAAGCAGCAGACUGAAAGAAAUGCUGACUUCAAAUGCAGAACCAAUUGAGAUGACAGGAGUUCAGGGUUACCCUCCUGAUAAUUACUCAAACUUCCUGGACUCAGAGUUUCGUUAUGUCCUCUUUCCGCCGGUCUACGGCCUCAUCUUUAUCUUCGGCCUCUUGGCAAACGUCUACGUGCUGGUUGUCAUCCGGUGCCUCAGAGAAGCCAGGGCCAUGGGGGAAAUCCGGAUCUACAUGACCAACCUGACCAUUGCUGACCUCCUGUUCGUGUGCGCCCUUCCAUUUUGGAUAGACUACUACAGCAGGCGUGGGGACUGGAUUUACUCCGACGCCUUGUGCCGAAUGACCGGAUCUUUUUUCUUCAUCAACACCUACUGCUCCAUCCUCUUCCUCGGAGCCAUCAGUGUCAACCGGUACUGGGCGGUCACCAGUCCUCUGGAUGCGGCGUCUUCAGAUCACAGGCGUCGUGGGAUCAUCGUAUGUGUCGUCAUCUGGUUGUUGACCGUUUCCAUGUCUAUACCAUUUCUAGCAUCACCGGGUAUUAACGUCAGCUUGGAUAACAAAACUCGCUGUUUUGAAGGAUACCAGAACGAGAACGAUUCUGACAAGAGAACUGUGGCUGCCACUCAUUUUGCAAUAAUUGGGAUGUUUUUUAUCAUCUUUUUUCUCGUUGUGGUGUGCAAUAUGCUUAUCGCUCGAACCUUAUUGUCACAGCCUCCUCCUCAGUCAGGUUUAAGGUCUGCGACGAUGAUUUCCAGAAAGUCCAACACGACUUUGUCCCCGUCGAAAAAGCCCAAAGGGGUGAAACGCAGGGCGCUGCAGAUGUUGCUGGCAGUGGUGGGAGUGUUUGUUUUGUGUUUCUUGCCUCACCAUCUCGUUCAAGGCCUCUGGACACUGGCAGUUCUGCAAAUCAAAGAGGGAUGGGGGCAUGUGGACUGGUCCCAAAAGACUCUUCAGGCACUCAAUGAUGCUCAUCAAAUCACUUUAGUUCUAAUGGGCCUCAACUGCAUUUUGGAUCCUGUAGUUUAUUUUUUUGCCACAAGGAAGUUUCGAAGGUUUAUAAUGGCCCAUUUGAAGAAACUAUCAAAGGGAGAAGGCUGCUCACAGACAGCCACCUCACAGCUUUCAAUGGACAGCAAGAAAUUCCAGAGCGAACCCCCUGAACAGGAAUAAUUCUAUAUAAAUCUUGUAUAUAGAUGUAUAUAUUUGUACAAAAAUUUAUGUUUUUAUUAUUUGUGUAUGAAUGGCUUAAUCCUCUGUGUUGGCCUUUACAGAUGUAUGAUGUAUGUUGCACCUUUGACUCUGUAAAAUGAAUUAUUACAUGUGCAUGUUUUUGCCCAUCUGUCAAAACAAGACAUUUACACCAGCCUGUCACAGUCAAGGUUAUUAUUGUUAACAAAAACUAAUGAAAUGACGAAAACUAGAAUUGGAAAAACAUUUUCGUUAACUGAAAUAAAUAAAAACUAUAAUUAAAAGAAAAAACGAUUAACUAAAACUGUAUU
This is a messenger RNA of Sphaeramia orbicularis (orbiculate cardinalfish), 1572 nucleotides long. RefSeq names its product platelet-activating factor receptor (gene ptafr). Gene Ontology annotation, cellular component: membrane. Gene Ontology annotation, biological process: chemotaxis; G protein-coupled receptor signaling pathway. NCBI's taxonomy places the organism in Eukaryota, Metazoa, Chordata, Actinopteri, Kurtiformes, Apogonidae. Gene Ontology annotation, molecular function: G protein-coupled purinergic nucleotide receptor activity; platelet activating factor receptor activity. The coding region runs from base 89 to 1243 and encodes 384 amino acids. The transcript has 2 exons. The record is from RefSeq and is a predicted model, not a curated record.